UUGGAACAUCGGAUCAACAUUCGAUCAGUUUUCUCUAUUUGUGCUGUGGUUCAGUGAAGAAAUUUGUUAAAAUUUAAACAAAAUGGGGAUUUGUACAUAUUUUUUAAACAAUACUUGCCGUUUCGGUUCGAAAUGCAACAACGAUCACAUCGAUUUAUCUUCUGUCAUCAAAUCCGAGGUCGAUGUUACCCUUAAAGGCAAUCAGUGGCCGCUGUCCUGCUUUGGCCCCUUCAAGGAACGUAACUGCGUGCCGAAUUUCAUCGACGAUGUCAGUUUCGAGGAAAUUCGGAUGAUGUACUUGGAGGCAAAAAUGCAAAAUAACAUUCCCGGCCACCAAAUGCAAUUGAUGCAGAUGAUCAAUGAGGCAAAACAGAAGAUGCAGUGGCUUACGACAACCAACAGGGACAUAAUGAACAUGUUGAUUGAGAUUUACAAUCAGCAAGAUGAUUCAUCGAAAUCUUCCGCUCCGGCAGGAGGGAAUCCCUUUGCUGCGCCAAUUGGUGCUAGUGCUACUUCCGCUGCAAGCAUCUUCGGAGGUGCAACUAGCAACAGCAGCAGUGGAUUUGGAACGGGAAGUACGGCAUUCGGUGGUUCGAGUACAACUGCUGGAAACAUCUUCGGAGCACCCCCGAACCAGUCGGCCGCUAAUAUAUUCGGAAGUGGACCAACAAGUACCUCGAUGGGUGGAAAUAUUUUCGGUAAACCUGCUCAAACGACAACAGGUGCUCCUAACAUCUUCGGAACGCCCGCUUUAGGUCAACCGCAACAGCAGACCAAUAGUGUGUUCGGUGGACCUCCGGUAUUCGGAGCAAGUGGACCAUCACUUUUCUCUUCGACAAGUCAGAAUCCGCAAACGGUGGGUGGUUCAAUUUUUGGAAACGCAAAUGCAAAUACCAGUGCUGGGAACUUAUUCACACAAUCCUCCGUGUUCGGACAACCAGCUCCAAAUCCGAAUAUUUUUGCAACAUCUGCGCAAUCACAACCAACGGUUUCGCCUUUCGCUGCAGCACCAGCUCCAGCAAAUAACCUAUUUUCUAGUGCACCUACAUUUGCAACUCCCACAGCAGCUCAACCGCAGCAACAGCAGAAUCUGUUUACGUCAGCUUUCAGUGCUCAGCAAAGUGGUUCCCCCUUCGGCCAGCCUGGUCAACAGCAACAGCAAUCAUCCCAAAGUCUAUUCCUUCCACCACCGCAAACGGCGGCCCAACCACCCUCAAUGACUUCUACACACCCUUCAACCUUCGGGACAACUCCCGGAGUUUUCGGAGGAAAUACGCAACAGUCGGCUAUUCCAUUGACUAAUCAGUCGACCACCAUCUACAGUCGAAUGGAGAAUUUGGCCAAGGAACAUUUAGACGCAUUCAGUGCUGAGCGAUUCGAGCUGGGAAAGAUUCCCACGGUUCCUCCACCCCGAGAGAUGUGUGUUUAGAGCUUUGGAGUUUUGAGAUUUCGUAAAUAAAUAAUGUAUAUAC
Messenger RNA from Ochlerotatus camptorhynchus, 1472 nucleotides. RefSeq lists its product as uncharacterized. NCBI's taxonomy places the organism in Eukaryota, Metazoa, Arthropoda, Insecta, Diptera, Culicidae. Bases 83 to 1429 code for a protein of 448 amino acids. The record is from RefSeq and is a predicted model, not a curated record. The transcript is spliced from 2 exons. Gene Ontology annotation, molecular function: metal ion binding.